Messenger RNA from Oreochromis aureus, 1755 nucleotides. RefSeq names its product retinol dehydrogenase 14b (gene rdh14b). NCBI's taxonomy places the organism in Eukaryota, Metazoa, Chordata, Actinopteri, Cichliformes, Cichlidae. The transcript is spliced from 2 exons. The record is from RefSeq and is a predicted model, not a curated record. The coding region runs from base 214 to 1185 and encodes 323 amino acids.
UUAAAAAUACACAUGCAUAUAUAUAUAUAUAUAGAUAUAUAUAUACAUAGAUAUAUAUAUACAUAUAUCUAUAUACAUACAUAACAAAUAUUUAUAUUAUGUGUUGUUGCCUGACAGGCUGUGAACUCUUAAACUAUAAUCAUUUCCGGGGUCAGCUUUUACCGUCGAUACAUAACCGUUUCUCUCAACGACUUGUCACCCGUCACAGCUUUUAUGUCCGCUCCUCUGCUAAUUGCCGCUGUUGUUGGCGGUGGGGUCCUGCUUCUUAUGCGGCGUUUAUUCCCCCGUCAGAAAGCCGUUAAGUUGCUCCGUUAUUCAGGAGAAACUAUGCGAGGCAAGACAGUCAUCGUGACCGGGGCAAACAGCGGGAUAGGGAAGGCCCUGGCCGGGGAGCUUCUGAAGCUCCGCGCCCGGGUCAUUAUGGCUUGCCGGGACCUGCGGAGCGCCGAGGAGGCAGCCCAGGACAUCAAGAAGCAAGCAGGACCAGAAAAUGGGGAGGUGGUCAUCAAACACCUGGACCUGGCUUCUCUUAGAUCAGUCCGAAAUUUCUGUGAGGAGGUGACUCAGGAGGAAUCCCAGGUUGAUGUGCUCAUCAACAACGCCGGUGUCUACCAGUGUCCCUACACAAAGACAGACGAAGGUUUUGAGAUGCAGCUCGGUGUGAAUCACAUGGGUCACUUCCUCCUCACUCACCUGCUGCUGGACCUCCUGAAGGCUUCGGCCCCUAGCCGCAUCGUGGUGGUUUCCUCUAAACUUUACAAAUAUGGCCACAUCAACUUCGAUGACCUGAACAGUGAAAAUAACUACAAUAAGGCCUUCUGCUACAGUCAGAGCAAACUGGCCAACCUUCUGUUCACGCUCGAGCUGGCCCGUCGCCUCGAGGGGACGGGGGUCACAGUCAAUGCUCUCACCCCGGGGAUCGUGAGGACCAGGCUAGGCAGACACAUCCAAAUCCCCCUCCUGGCAAAGCCGCUGUUCUACCUUGCCUCGUUGGUCUUUUUCAAGAGUCCAUUGGAGGGGGCCCAGACUCCUCUCUAUCUGGCCUGCUCCCCGGAGGUGGAAGGAGUGUCGGGGAAGUGCUUUGCUAACUGCAAGGAGGAGGAGCUGUUACCCAAAGCCACAGAUGAGGAGACAGCCAAGAAACUCUGGGACAUAAGCAGGAGGAUGGUUGGACUCGCUGACUGAGCAGAGUCCAGCUCUGUGGAUGGAGUUUGGGGAGUGGACUUAAGUGUUCUUGGACCUGAUAGCUAAUCUCUUGCAGCCCCACAGACACCAUUCUACAAGCGUCCACUUGCAAUAAAUAAAAGAACUAUUUCCAUCCUGAGGAUAAGAACAUUAAUUGAACAGCAUAUUGUAGAGUGAAGUGCGAUAGUGGUGUGUGUGCAAGAGCGCCACAAUGCUUAGAGAUUGUAUAAAGAUUUGAAUUUAAAGGUGUGCCUCUCAAAGUGAUGUUUAAAAAACAAUGAAGCAGUGUUAUGUGAAAUAAUCUGCUUACUUCUCAAUAACCCUCCAGGUUUGCUUCUCCCCUAAUUUUUAAUAAGCUAAAUAGCUUUCCAAUUUCCACACCAUUUAAGAAAUCAGCUUGCAGACAGCCGUAGCAGGGUUAUAUAAGUACAUGUAAACAAACCCUCACUCCCUAGAAAGGCUCAGUAGGGGGAGAAACAUUUCCCUGUCUUUGACAAAAACAUUUCAUAGAACCAGAUGUGAAAAUUAACUCUAAACUUGCUAAUUUAUUAUAUUCUGUAAUGAAUCUAA